AAUUCUGAAUAUAUUUUGAAACUCCUCAGUAUCGAUCGUCAGGAAGCAUUUCCCCUGACUUUCAGAGACUCAUGCGGAAAGUAAGGGAGCUCUUCGAACUGAACCCUGACUUAGAGCUUCUCCUCCACCCUACUUCGAACGAGCUAACAGGCUUAGCGGAGGCGAUUCGGUCACUACGCAUUCAGCACCAAAAUGACACGGACAAUGAUGAAAUCGCCUUCCAACUAGCUGUUGCUUUGAUUUCCCAUUCCCGACUUUCCUUCGUGGAGGAGGGCCUGCACAUUAUGGAGACUCUUAUCUCCACUCAGUGGCAGAACCGCUGGAGCAAAGUGUUGACUCAACAAUAUGAGUCGCUGUCAAUGGCGACGCCACCACCACUUCCUAAAGACGAAGAUAGUGAAGCAGUCGCUGCUGUUGAGGGUGAUCGGCGUGGAGUAGAAAAUAUGCCCACAAGUGGCAUCCAUAAUGAAUGUGAGACUUCUGCUGCCGAGUGUAGCUCGCCAGGCAGGCUGAUUGGCGAGGAUUGCAUAUGCAUUGAUGCGCAGCAUGCUAUGCUUGGUGAGGAAAAGACGAAAACACUGUCGUCAGGGCCUCAGAACGGCAACCCAAAGCACGAGACUUCAGGUAACAUGGGGAAUGCGCGUGGCCGUUCACAGAGUAAUGAUGACUUACACAUUUUUCACUACUACCUGUCACUGGGAUGGAUUAAGUUGAAGGAUUUCAAGAGAGCAAACUCGUGUAUCUCACAGAUGCUAAUCCUAGAGCCCAAUAGCCGUCAAGGUCAGGCGCUUAAGACAUAUAUUGAGGUAGCACAGCGCCAGGGUGCGGCGAUGAAUACGGCGGUGAUAGUUGGUGUGAGUACAGCAUUGACGGGAAUAGCCGUGGCAUUAAGCAGUUUUCUCCGUGGGCGCGAAUCCUCUUGA
This is a messenger RNA of Phytomonas sp. EM1, 923 nucleotides long. Lineage: Eukaryota; Euglenozoa; Kinetoplastea; Trypanosomatida; Trypanosomatidae. The record is from the annotation of a GenBank genome assembly.